Leishmania mexicana MHOM/GT/2001/U1103 is the source of this 1239-nucleotide messenger RNA. RefSeq names its product dehydrogenase-like protein. The record is from RefSeq and is a predicted model, not a curated record. The transcript has a single exon. The coding region runs from base 1 to 1239 and encodes 412 amino acids. Lineage: Eukaryota; Euglenozoa; Kinetoplastea; Trypanosomatida; Trypanosomatidae.
AUGAUACACGUGGGCAACUGCUAUAUUCCGUGGGCAGUGUUCACUCUCGCGGAGCUGCGCGCUGUCUCUUGUCAAAUUGUCUUACUCGCCAUCUGGGGUGCUGUGCUGGGCCCACUUUGCCGCCGCGGCGUUACUGGGGGCGCUUUGUUGGUUGGUUACACGGUCGGCAUGUUCUUCUUUCAACGGCGUCUCGCCUCUGGCCUCCCGGUGCGCUUUCUCUCUCUGCGCGCGUGGCGAUCGUCGCCCGAAAACUUCAGAAAGACGUCGGCGUUCCUGAAGGCACUGAAGGCAAAGACGCCCGCCGCCGGUGUUUCAGCGGCGGGCUUUGGUGCGCGCCCGGUUGUGGUGAUGACCGGUGGAGAACGUGGAAUCGGCGAACAGGUUGUGCACCAGCUUCUGCGCGAGGGGGUGGACGUUAUCCUUUGCUGCCCAUUCGAAGCGGAGGCGCUGCGCACCAUCGCGAGGCUGAAGGCUUGCGUCUCGAAUUCGCGGGUACAUUUUGUGAAGCUGGACCUCAACGACGAGGAAAAUGUGCGUGAGUGUGCCGCGGCGGUGCUGGGUAUGACGACGCGGAUCGACGUGCUGAUCAACAAUGCCGGAUUGGUCAGCCCGUUUUCGUACAAGUUGAACAAGCGCGGCUACGAGGUGGUACUGUCGAUCAACUUCCUCGGACACGUUCUCUUCACAGAGCUCCUUCUGGAGAGGGUGAAGGCGAGUGGACCCUCCCGCAUUGUCAACGUGGCAUCGCUCAUGCAUCUCGAUGCGUGCGUGCCAGCUCCAUGCAAGACCGCGCUCGACGUCAUGGCCGCCAACUGCGACCCCACAUCACCCCAUCACACGCACAACUACAGCCUUUCCAAGCUGCUCCUUGUGUGCUACACCCGCGAUUUGGCGAGACGCCUCCGCGGAACAGACACUGCGGUGGCAACGCUGCACCCGGGUGUGGUGCUCACGGACAUCUACGCCUUUGGCGCCAUCUUUAUGAAGGCCUUCUUACGGACAGUGUUCAAGUUUCCUGGUGAGGGCGCCGAGGUGGUCCUCUACUGUGCCUUGGCGGACGACAUUCGCAGCGGAUCUUUCUACGCGGACUGCGCGGAGUACAACGGUCUCCUCUCUCCGCUCGCUGUCGAUGACGCGCACAACGAGCGCCUCCGGCGCGUGCUGCUGCGCUACUUUGCACUGGACGGCUCCAAACCGACAGGCAAGUUGCUAGCGGAUGUCGUGCAGUCGACGCCGUGA